UGUUCGGUGGUCUCUGUUGAUGUUCCUGCAGACGCCAGUGACGAUGGCCACCAAGCCCGUGGAGUGGGUUUCGUCGCUCAUCACGCGUUUUGAGGAACAGCUGCCAUGCCGGAGUGGGCCCCAGACCACCCAUUCCCGGAUCAACGUGGAGCAGAACAAGGAAUGCCUCAUCAACAUCAGCAAGUACAAGUUCUCCCUCGUCAUCUCGGGGCUCACCAAGAUUCUCCACUCAGUCAACGAUGUGUUUGUCUACCAGAGGACGCACAGUUCAAUCCAGCCAGAGUUUGAGAAGAACUUCUACGAGUCGCAGCUCAUUGUGCUGGAUACACUAGAGAAAUGCCUCAGCAGGCAACCCAAGGAGACCACGCGCUACGACGAGACCAUGAACGUCAAGGCACUGCUGCGCGAGCUCUGCCAGUUUAUCGACAUGCCGGAUAGCCCCAUGGUGGUGCCGCUCAAGAACCUGGCCUCCAAAGUUCUCUUUGCGCUGAGCCUGAACAACUUUAACGCCGUCUUUAACCGAAUAUCUGGCAGGCUGCACGAGCUCUCCAAUGCUAACGAGGAGACGACAGACUUCAGUGACAUUGAACUCAUCCAGCACAUCAACGUCGACGUGACGCGGCUAAUCAAGCUACUCAAUGAGAUCAACUCGAAGUUCCGGUCACUGCGCAAGAAUGCCCACCUCUGCCUUAUGAGCAGCCUAGAGAAGGCCAUCUGGAAUUGGAUGGACACCUAUCCGCACGAGUUCAUGGAGCUACAGAACAAGCCUAACGACGAGCUGGCAGAUGCUUGCGACCGCAUGUUUGAUGUGCUGGAUAGCUUUGCGGAAAACAACAAGCGGCGGGCCCAGGCCUGGCCCCUGCAGAUCAUGCUGCUGGUCCUGUGCCCCAUCAUCCUGGAGGAGAUAGUGAAUGCCGACUCAGGGGCUCCCUGUUCACCACGCCAUCUGAAGAAAGUGAGUCCAAGAGCAUCUACACCAAAAAAAGUGUUCUACAACACAGUGUGCCAUGUGCAUUGA
Molecule: messenger RNA, 1018 nt
Organism: Rhipicephalus microplus (southern cattle tick)
Lineage: Eukaryota; Metazoa; Arthropoda; Arachnida; Ixodida; Ixodidae
Product: neurofibromin 1
Biological process (GO): regulation of GTPase activity
Source: RefSeq, a predicted model, not a curated record